AUGCAUAUAGGUGGGUUGGAAGAGAAGAUCGAAAUGCUGAAGCAAACGGCGCAAGCGAAACUAGAGAGGUCUUUAAGUACAGGGACACCAAACGACAUGCAGGAUCUGAGCAAAACGCUAGAAGAGCUCGCUGAUCUAAAACUUCAGAAGGCUCCGCGUACAGAUGACCAAAACGACUGGGAGGAACUCAAUACGACAAAUCAACGCCUUCUGGGAUUGAAAGAACAAAUCUUCAUUCGUGGAUGUCAUCCAAAGGCCAGCGAGGAUUUCAGAGCCACACAACAUCGAAUUUCGCAGAUCAUAAAUGAGCAAGAAAACCGUAGGCGCGGCUUGUAUCGUGGAGUAUGA
Neltuma alba is the source of this 348-nucleotide messenger RNA. RefSeq lists its product as uncharacterized. The record is from RefSeq and is a predicted model, not a curated record. Bases 1 to 348 code for a protein of 115 amino acids. NCBI's taxonomy places the organism in Eukaryota, Viridiplantae, Streptophyta, Magnoliopsida, Fabales, Fabaceae. The transcript has a single exon.